Molecule: messenger RNA, 3030 nt
Organism: Phytophthora infestans T30-4
Lineage: Eukaryota; Oomycota; Peronosporomycetes; Peronosporales; Peronosporaceae
Product: exportin-2-like protein
Exons: 2
Coding region: 1-2910 (969 amino acids)
Biological process (GO): protein import into nucleus; protein export from nucleus
Cellular component (GO): nuclear envelope; cytosol
Molecular function (GO): small GTPase binding; nuclear export signal receptor activity
Source: RefSeq, a predicted model, not a curated record
AUGGCGGAGCCCAACAUGCCCAUGCUGCGCCAGUCACUGGAGGGAACGUUGUCUCCCUUCGCAGAGACUCGCAAGGGCUCUGAAGCGUACCUGAACACGCUUUCGUCGCAGCCCAACUACGUUCUUUUGCUUCUACAAGUUCUCGAGAGCGCAAACGAGAAGCAGGAGGUGCGUCUGGCGGCCGCGUUGCUGUUCAAGAACUUUAUCAAGCACAACUGGGACCCAGAAAAGCAGGGUUGCGUGCCUCAGAGUGAGAAGAACCUGGUCAAACAGCACCUGGUGGAGCUCAUGUGCCGCAUGCCCGAGACUCUACAGAAGCAGCUCAUCGAGGCACUCACGACCAUCGGGGAGUACGACUUCCCUGCUCAAUGGACAGAUCUACUGGCUCAACUGGUGCACAAACUACAGACCGAGCAGGACUGGCAGGUACGCAACGGCGUGCUCAUGACAGCCAACACCAUCUUCAAGCGCUUCCGCAACGUCUUCAAGUCCGACGACUUGUUCCGCGAGCUUAAACACUGUCUCGAAGUCUUUCAGGAGCCAUUGCUCGUGUUUUUCAAGGAGACGGGCGUGGCGUUGCGUGCUCCUGGCGUUGCUGUCGCGCAGCAAGCGCAAAUGAUGACAGCAUUGCGAUACAUGAGCCGCAUCUUCUACUCGCUCAACUGGCAGGAUCUGCCUGAGUAUUUUGAGGACCACAUCGCCGAGUGGAUGGGUGAGUUCUUGGGUUAUUUGAGCUACGAGAACCCAGCGCUUGAGGACGCAGACAACGAGGACGAGCCUGGUCCUAUCGAUCGACUUCUAGUGGCUAUUGUGGAGAACAUUAAUCUGUACGCAGAGAAGUACGACGAGGAGUUCAAGCCGUUCUUGCAGAAGUUCACUGAGGUGAUCUGGAAUCUUUUAGCCAAUCGCAUUACGCUCUUCCCCAAGCAUGACGAGUUGGCCGCCAAGUGCAUGAAGUUCCUGACGUCGGUGGCCUCUCGAUCGUUCCACCGUGCACUAUUCGAGUCUCCACAAGUACUGACAGAACUGUGCGGUAUUGUCGUCACCAAUAUGCAGUUGCGGUCGUCAGAUGAGGAGCUGUUCGAGGACAAUUCCAUGGACUACAUUCGCCGUGACAUCGAAGGAUCGGAUGGUGACAGUCGUCGAAGUGCUGCUCGUGACUUGGUGCGCGGUUUGUUGGGCAAUUUCGACGAAACAGUGACGCAGAUCUGCAUGAACACGAUCCAGACCCAUUUGCAGCAGUACAAGGCCGAUCCUGCGAGGAACUGGGCCAUGAAGGACGUGUCAAUUAAUCUGGUGAUCGCUAUCUCCGCGAUCAAGCAGUCGCGUCUGCGUGGAGUGUCCGAAGUGAACAGCCGAGUCCCGUUGAUGGACUUCUUUAUGGCCGAAGUGCUGCCAGAGCUGUCGACGCCCAACCAGGCGUCGCUCAUUUUGAAGGCCGACGCGAUCAAGUUUGUCUCGACGUUCCGUAGCCAGAUGCCGGUGGAAGUGAUGGAUCAGCUCUUCCCUCUGCUGAUGAACUGCAUGGACCCUUCGCAGUUUGUGGUGCACACGUACGCUGCUGCGUGUCUGGAGCGUCUGCUUACUGUGAAGGACCCGGCAGGCUCGCUUCGCUUCUCUAAGCAACGUCUUGCACCCUACCUAGGCAAGUUGCUUGAGCACGUCUUUAACAUCUUGGAACAACCGAAUUACCCGGAGAAUGACUACCUCAUGAAGGUGGUGAUGCGAGUGAUGAACGUGGCCAAGGAAGACAUCUUACCGUUGACAGACAUGGCUGUCAACAAGCUCACGAGUAUCCUGAACCGCAUCUGCGCUAACCCGAGCAACCCGUCCUUCAGCCACUACCUCUUCGAGUCGCUGUCCGUGCUGAUCCUUAAUGUGUGCAAGACGAACCCUGCCGCGACGGAGCGCUUCGAAGAGCUGCUGUUCCCGCCGUUCCAGAAGGUGCUAACGAACGACGUGGAGGCGCUGUCACCGUACGUGUACCAAGUGCUGGCUCAGAUGCUGGAGCUUCGACCCAGUGGCGUCUCGGAUGCCUACAAGAGUAUGUUCCCCGUGCUGUUGAACCCUACACUGUGGGAACGAGUCAGCAACGUGCCGGCUAUUGUGAAGCUCAUCGAGGCGUACAUGCGCAAGGCCCCGAACGAUGUGGCUCAGUCGGUACAGGGAAUCCUCGGCGUGUUCCAGAAGCUGAUUUCGUCUAGAUCGACAGAAGCAAACGCCUUCUCACUGCUGCGUGCACUCUUUGCGUUCAUGCCACGUGAAGCGUACGGGAGUUUCCUGAACGAGAUUAUUAAGAUUCUCAUGAUUCGACUGCAGACUCGCAUGGCUGGACGCAACUCUGAAGGGUACACGAAGGAACUGGUCUAUACGGUGUCCGUUCUUAUUGGAAAGCUCGGUCCGGACACGUUCCUAGCGUCUCUGGAAUCACUGCAGAAGGGAAUGUCGACCAUGUUCAUCAAGUCUGUGUGGCUGCAGUGCAAUGCGCGUGGUCGCAGUCCCGCAGAGCGAAAGGCUUGCGCUAUUGGCCUCACAAGACUGAUGUGCGAAACGGAGUUCUGCGGCGCCGAUUUAGAUAUGUGGACGGAGAUGUUGAUUGCAGCGGUGAAGGUGCUGGAGGAAGCUGGAGACAGUGGCGCUGCAGUCAAGGACGAGGAUGAAUCGCUGCUGGAGUUGGAGCAGACGGGUUACGAAGCCGGUUACGCGAAGCUGUUCUUCGCGUCGGUGAUUCCACUUGACUACUUGCAGGAAUACCCCGUGCCGACAUGCUACCUUGCUGAAUCGAUCUCGAAGCUGUCAGCCUCCAAACCUGGCGUGCACUUGGCGUACGCCCAGACAGAAUUGCCGACGCCCGCAACGUUGACGUCACUGCAGUCGUAUUUUGCGCAGAACAACGUGCCAUUCCAGUAGAUUGGGUAACAUGGAUCGACGGAAAACUUUCCAAUGUCCGACUUACACUUAGCAAAUCUCAGAGUGUGGGGGGGAAAUGUUGCGCAGCAUGCAGCAGCAUUCCAUCACGAAAGUUCUAUU